AUGAGUAACAUCAUCCCCGAUAUGCAAGAUCCUGCCACCGAGCCAUACUGCAUUUGGUAUCCAGAACCUGCAUUGGAAGAAACCUACCGCGAGCUUGCCCGUCGAUAUCCAUCGAUGCGCUAUCAAGUCGGCCGCGCAUGUGCUGCUGCUUUGUAUACGAAUCUUUACAAAGAAUUGGAUCUUCUGCCAGACGUAUCUAUUGCUGAAGAAGCCCGCAAUGCUGCCGAAGACGCCGACAUCUACAAAAUCAUCAUGUCGGCCCCUCAAAGAUGGGCUGUUAUGGAUGAUUUCACUCGAUCAGUUAAUCUUGAAAGCCCACAGGCACCCGCGUUUCUAAAUGGCAAUAUGAAGCCCCGACGGGCUUUGGGCCGGCGUGUUCUUCCUCCCAAGAACUUGCCAGAUACAACUGCAGAUGAUAUUGACAUUGAGGAAGAUGGAUUUAUUGGGUUGAAAGAAAAAACCAGCAAAGUAGAUCGCGAUGCGAUACUCGGCCCAGGUGCGAAACUCGGCCCAGGAGACUCUGAGCAUUUGUGGAUGCCUCUUCCGCCUGAUCUUCCAGUUCUCGACAAACGCCUUCCAACGCAAAUGGCUGCAUGGGAGGGUAAUGUGGAUAGAUACGCUCGAUUGAUGCACCCACGGAGGCUCAGAACGGAAAUUGAAUACGAUUGUAUUCUUCGUGGGAUUUAUCACCAUACAAGUUUUGCUCGAUGGUGGGCCUAUCAGCUGGAAACCAACCCUGGGCGAAUCAUUCUCCCAGGUAAAUUGCUCAGCGAAGGCAUUGAGCGCGAGUGUCGCGAGAUUCGCACUGCGAUAAAUGCUCGCAAAAUCAUGAACAAUGAUAUCUCUGACCUUGACGGUGACUCUGAAUGCCUCCCUUGGCUUAUUUGGUGGCCGGUAAGGCCUCAUGAGAACACUUUGCGUGAGCUGGCUGGCAAGUGUCCGUCCAUGAGACACCAAAUUGCGAUCACCGCCAUACUUUGUGACUACAAAUCGCUUUUCAGGUCCUUGAAGCCCCCUCCACGCGAGUCCUUCUUCGAGGCUGCUAAACAGAGCAGAAACCCGUUCUACCUCAAAUAUCUAGAGGAAUUUGUCAGGGAGCGUUCCAUUGGAAGCAAAGAAAUCUCAGAGUUCGGCCCUUACGAUACCACCGUGGAAGCAAGUUUACAGCCUGAUUUGGAGCCCAGAGAUUCUUUUGCUCAUUCUUCUAUCCGAUUUUCUCAUAUGGUUGUUCCUUGGGGGCAGAAUCCCAGAGACGAAUGGGGCUCUCCUGGUAUCUAUGGCGGUCAGCCAGCUGACCCGGGAGUUGUGGAGAGAUACAUGUGGCUGUCAACUGAAACUGCGCAGAAGAUUCAAGACGAAUCCAGCGGAAUCUACAACGAUAGCGCGGAUACUGGCUACUUGUAUAUUGAAGAUGAUGAUUCGGAUAACGAACUUUGGCUGAAGCUCUCACGUCCUCUAAAGCGUAUGACAUCCUUCGAAAUGAAAGACUCGGAGGACGAAAGCUAG
This is a messenger RNA of Penicillium samsonianum, 1506 nucleotides long. RefSeq lists its product as uncharacterized. The record is from RefSeq and is a predicted model, not a curated record. The transcript has a single exon. Bases 1 to 1506 code for a protein of 501 amino acids. NCBI's taxonomy places the organism in Eukaryota, Fungi, Ascomycota, Eurotiomycetes, Eurotiales, Aspergillaceae.